This is a messenger RNA of Lagenorhynchus albirostris (white-beaked dolphin), 1121 nucleotides long. It is a transcript of the gene AGTR2, whose product is annotated as angiotensin II receptor type 2. Gene Ontology annotation, molecular function: angiotensin type II receptor activity. The transcript has a single exon. Bases 33 to 1121 code for a protein of 362 amino acids. The record is from RefSeq and is a predicted model, not a curated record. NCBI's taxonomy places the organism in Eukaryota, Metazoa, Chordata, Mammalia, Artiodactyla, Delphinidae. Gene Ontology annotation, cellular component: membrane. Gene Ontology annotation, biological process: blood vessel diameter maintenance; regulation of apoptotic process; immune response.
AAGAAUUAGGAGCUGCUGACAUUUCAGUCAAUAUGAAGGACAACUUCACCCUUGCCACCAUCAGCAAAAACAUUACCAGCAGUCUUCACGUCGGACUUGUGAACAUUUCUGGCAAUGAGUCUACCUUUAACUGCUCCCAUAAGCCAUCAGAUAAGCAUUUAGAUGCAAUUCCUAUUCUCUACUACAUUAUUUUCGUGGUUGGAUUUCUUGUCAAUACUAUCGUGGUUACACUGUUUUGUUGUCAAAAGGGUCCUAAAAAGGUUUCCAGCAUUUACAUCUUCAACCUGGCUGUGGCUGACUUACUGCUUUUGGCUACUCUUCCUCUCUGGGCAACCUAUUAUUCUUACAGAUAUGACUGGCUCUUUGGACCUGUAAUGUGUAAAGUUUUUGGUUCUUUCCUGACCCUGAACAUGUUUGCAAGCAUUUUUUUUAUCACGUGCAUGAGUGUUGAUAGGUACCAAUCUGUCAUCUACCCCUUUCUGUCUCAAAGAAGAAAUCCCUGGCAAGCAUCUUAUAUAGUUCCACUUGUUUGGUGUAUGGCCUGUCUGUCCUCAUUGCCAACAUUUUACUUCCGAGAUGUCAGAACAAUUGAAUAUUUAGGAGUGAAUGCUUGCAUUAUGGCUUUCCCACCUGAGAAGUAUGCCCAAUGGUCAGCUGGGAUUGCCUUAAUGAAAAAUAUCCUUGGUUUUAUUAUCCCUUUAAUAUUCAUAGCAACAUGCUAUUUUGGAAUCAGAAAACACCUACUGAAGACCAAUAGCUAUGGGAAGAACAGAAUAACUCGUGACCAAGUCCUGAAGAUGGCAGCUGCUGUUGUUCUGGCGUUCAUCAUCUGUUGGCUUCCCUUCCAUGUUCUGACCUUCCUGGAUGCUCUGGCCUGGAUGGGUGUCAUUAAUAGCUGUGAAGUUAUAGCAGUCAUUGACCUGGCACUUCCUUUUGCCAUCCUCCUGGGAUUCACCAACAGCUGCAUUAAUCCCUUUUUGUAUUGUUUUGUUGGAAACCGGUUCCAACAGAAGCUCCGCCGUGUGUUUAGGGUUCCAAUUACUUGGCUCCAAGGCAAGAGAGAGAGUGUGUCAUGCCGAAAAAGCAGUUCCCUUAGAGAAAUGGAGACCUUUGUGUCUUAA